Acomys russatus (golden spiny mouse) is the source of this 1509-nucleotide messenger RNA. It is a transcript of the gene Creg2, whose product is annotated as cellular repressor of E1A stimulated genes 2. NCBI's taxonomy places the organism in Eukaryota, Metazoa, Chordata, Mammalia, Rodentia, Muridae. The transcript has 4 exons. The record is from RefSeq and is a predicted model, not a curated record. The coding region runs from base 534 to 1400 and encodes 288 amino acids.
UUUUUUUUUCAAACGCGCUAUUAGCCUGUGUUGCUAACUGCGUGAUACCACGGACUGGGUGAUUUAGUGAGGAUGUGGGUGGGUGUAUUGUGGCUCAAGGCCUGAGGAGGGUGCACUGUCUGAGCCCCCUUUGCCGGUCCUGGGGUGGCACAGAGAAGUUAAGCAGCUUGGCGGAGUCGCACAGCUGUGGAGCGGAGGAGUGCGUUAAGCCUGAGUUGUGAACGCCCACCCUCGGGCUGCAAAACGCUUGCCAUCCUGCGGAAAAUCAAGCCAUCCGGCGGCACGCCUGGAAUCUGAGUCCGGCAUAGGCGGUGCGCGCAGCUGAGGGGAGUCAGGUCUAGCAGCGGCCGCCGAUUCGCAGCGGGGUGUAGGGCAGUAGGGAAACAUCCGCAGGGGCUGAUUACGAACCCCAACCCCGGAAUUCUACCUCGGGGAGAAGGGACUUCAGAGCACGCUCCGCCGCAGGAGGGCGCGUCUGACCAGCCGCCGCUAGGCCAUCGGUCCUCGCCACAGGGCGAGACGCCUGCAAGAAGAUGUCGCUGUCCGGCGGGGAGCGCCCUGCGCGGCCAGGGACCCGUCUAUCCUGGCUGCUGUGCUGCAGUGCCCUGCUGUCCCCGGCCGCCGGCUACGUGAUUGUGAGCUCCGUGUCCUGGGCUGUCACCAACGAGGUAGACGAGGAGCUGGACAGCGCGUCCACCGAGGAGGCGCUGCCGGCGCUGCUGGAGGACUCGGGCAGCAUCUGGCAGCAGAGCUUCCCGGCCUCGGCGCACAAGGAGGACACGCACCUGCGGCCUCGGGGCUCCGCCCGCGCCAGGCCCGCACCGGCCCCGCGUGGCAUGUUCUCCUACCGGAGGGAGAGCGGCUCAUCCGCGGCAUCCCCCGACCCCAGGGUGCGCGCGGGCACCGCCCGCUCCCUGGCCCACGCUAGCUCCUGGGGUUGUCUGGCCACCUCGUCCACCCACGAAAAGAUCCAAGGACUGCCCUUUGGGAGUUGCCUGGCCAUCAGCGAUGGCCCUUUGCACAACAGCACAGGGACCCCUUUCUUCUACGUCACAGCCAAAGACCCUGCAGUGGCCGACUUGGUGAAGAACCCCAUAGCCUCGCUGAUGCUGCCGGAACCUGAAGGAGAGUUCUGCAGAAAAAACAUCGUCGACCCAGAAGAUCCCCGAUGUGCCCGGUUAACACUCACUGGCCGGAUGAUCAUGGUCCCCCCAGGGGAGGUGGAGUUUGCCAAGCAAGCCAUGUUUUCAAGGCAUCCAGGGAUGAGGAAGUGGCCCCGCCAUUAUGAAUGGUUCUUCAUGAAGAUGUGGAUAGAACACAUCUGGCUUCAGAAAUGGUACGGAGGUGUGUCCGACAUCCCAAGGGAGGAGUACUUCAAAGCAGCCCCCAGAAAGGUCUGACAGUAACACAAGAGUCCUGGGGUUGGCAUUAAAGCGAAGACCUUUGAAGUGAAGAAGCCAGACAGCCUCUGACUGCCGUCUCUUUGUUUGAAGGGCCCCUGGCUGCCCU